Molecule: messenger RNA, 3693 nt
Organism: Capsicum annuum
Lineage: Eukaryota; Viridiplantae; Streptophyta; Magnoliopsida; Solanales; Solanaceae
Product: leucine-rich repeat protein 1-like
Molecular function (GO): protein binding
Source: RefSeq, a predicted model, not a curated record
UUCCUUCCAGAUCUUUCCCGUUGUAUCUCUCUCUCCCCCUUCUUCCCCAAGCUCUCCAAUUAUGGAUCCAAACAACAAGAAGAGCACUAAAUUCUCAUCUCAAGUGUGUUGCUUGUUUACUUCUUCUCUAGCCUAAUUCAGUGAUGUAUUUUGUUAUUAGUAUUUUCGUGAAUCUGUUGUACUAUUAUUUUGAUUAGGUUUAAGUGAUUGCUCAAAUAAUUGAUUUUAAUCGAGUAGUUAUUAUUUAUUAGAGAUUUCAAAAAUUCAUAUACUAUAGUUUUCUAUUCAAUCUCUUGAUUUUAUUCUUAGCUUAUUUGGUGUUAUUAUCUAUCGAUAAUCAGCCACAGAAUUUCAUGAGUUCUUUGCCAGAGAAAGAAGUUCUACCAUCUGUGGAUAAUGAAAUUGAAUCACCAAAAGAUGAGUCUCUGGAUGAGUGACCUACAAAGGUGUAUUUGGAAGGCAAAUUGCAAGUAGAAACUCUUCGGAGUGAUUCCUUGAUGGUUUAACUUCAGGAAUCAGAGAAAACAAUCAAAAUCCUGGAAAAAAAAAAUAGAGAAUCUCAGACAGUCAAAGGGGAUGAUGGAGGAUCAAAUUGAGAAAGAAAAGAUGAUGAAAGAAGACCUUGAGAUGCAAUUCAAAGCAGCUAAACUGGAACUGAAUGAAGCUUGUCAAAAGGCUUGCUCUUUAGAGAACGAACUCGACCAAAAUAAGUCCAAUAAGAAGCUCGAUUCUACAUGCAAUUUGCUUCACCUGCAGCAAGAAAGCACAAAAAAAUGGAGUUACUGAAGAAUGCUGGGGUGGACCCUGAAGAAAAGCUUCUUCAAAGUGAUUGGGAGAUCACUGCAGCUUCAGAAAAGUUGGCCGAGUGUCAACAGACUAUUCUGAACCUAGCAAAAGCAAUUGAAGGCAUUGGCCUCGCCGGCGGAUCCAGCUAUCUACAACUUUAGAUACAACUACUGCUCCCAUGACAACCCCAAAGAAAAGUUUUGGACGUCGUUCAUCUCUUCUUGACAAGAUGUUGGAUGAGGACUAUGAAAUGGGGUCUCAUAUGACCAAGUAAGUCAUUCUGGAUGCCAAGAGAAAUACUUCUUCCAGUAUUGAGGGGUCAGUGAAACAACCAGAAAAGUCUCCAUUGACAAAUGAGAGUACAAAUUCAAGAAAUGAAGUGGUUACUGGCUCCCAGCCUAUCGUACCUAGCAAGAAAAAAAAUGUUCUUGGAUUGUGGAGGAAGUUGUUGCGAAAAGGUUGAAGUGAAGACAAGAGAUUGAAGAGCUGUGAAUAUCCAUAUAUUUUGCAGCCGCAGGCCAGGCCUCUUACUCUCAACAGUGAGGGCUCUCGAUAACGUUGGCCUGGACAUCCAACAAGUUGUUAUCAGCUACUUCAAUGGGUUUGCCUUUGAAAUCUUCAGAGCUGAGGGAUUUGGGCAAUACUAAUAUUUCUGGAAGUUUACGACCAGCGCUUGGAAUCAAGAAUCUAUAGUACUUGGAACUUUAUAGUAACAACAUUGAAGGUAAAAUUCCAAAGGAAUUGGGUAAUGUGGAAAAUCUUGUUAGCAUGGACCUAUAUGGCAAUAAAUUUGAAGGCAACAUUCCAAAAUCUUUUGCUAAAUUAAAGUCUCUUAGAUUUUUGCGGUUAAAUGACAACAAACUAAUUGGUUCGAUUCCAAGGGAACUUACAACCCUCCCCAACCUUAAAGUACUUGAUGUUUCUCACAACGAUCUUUGUGGAACAAUCCCUGUUGAUGGGCCCUUCGAAAGCUUUCCUAUGGAAGGGGUCUGCUGCUGGAUUCAAGUUGGAUAACCUCUUCAAACUAAAUGGCACCCGUUCAUGGAGCAAUAAGAUGACUCUCAUGCAUUAUCUUUGCAAGGUAAAGAUCUUCCCUCGGAAAAUAGAUUGACAAGAUAAGAAUAAUGGGAUUACAAAUUUUUCCCGUAUUUCUUGUAGUGUGCGGAUGCAAUGUUUACUGCUAGAAUUUUCAUCUUAUUGAUUUCGCUUUUUUCUCUAAUACUUGAUCUUAGCAAGCACAAUAAUCCUCCUUGACAAUUAAGGUUUCUUUAAGGUGGCCAUGCAACGUGAUAAUUUAAGAUCUUAUCUUACCUAUCAUCGAAAAGCAAAAGGAUGAAAAAACUAAUGGUUUUAUCAUGGCAAAGUGCAUUUUGAAUUAACUUUUCCUUGUGCUAGUGACAAUCAUUUUUCACACAAUGCUUUAUGAAAUUAUUAUUAUUCGACAGAUACUUGCUGACAAGUCGCAUGAACUACUCGACUUUUCUAAAGAUCUUUCCAGCUUGGAACCUGCAUUAAAUAUUCCUCCAUAUUCCCAAGUUAUAAUCUGGUAGCUCUGUUCUCCAAAGUUAAAUCAUUUGAUACAAAUCAUAACUCACCUAACCAUUUGAUACAAAUUGUACCUUCUUGAACUCUAAAUAAGGCUGCAUCUUGCAAGAAGGGAAAAUUAUAUAAGCUGCUUCUUGCUCUAAGUGUUUCCCUCUUCACCUCCAUUUGCAUGUAUGGACUUCCUUUUCUUGCUAAAUGCAAGCCUUGUGAUUUAUCCCUAUCUGAGUCUUGUCCUGGCAAUGGAGAGAGAGGAAACUUCAAAUAAUGCAACUGCCCAAAUGGUUGCUACAAUGAGUUGGACACUCUUAUUCUUACAACAAAGGAGGACGCGAUCAGAAACAUUUUCUCCCUAAACACUGCCACUGAAUUCCAAGACACAUCACUUCUUAUCUUCUUUUUGUUGUAUUGCAUCUUGGGAGUCAUUACUGUGGGGAUUGUUGUGCCAUCUGGUCUCUUCAUCCAAAUAAUCCUCAUGGGUUCAGGUUAUGGUCGCUUGCUUGGCAUUGCUAUGAGACCUUACACAAAAAUUGAUCAGGGGUUGUAUGUUGUUCUUGGAGCAGCUUCCCUUAUGGCUGGUUCAACGAGAAUGACAGUUACUGUUUGUAUCAUAUUUCUUGAGCUGACAAACAAUCUUCUUCUGUCGAUAACAUGUUUGUCCUUCUAAUUGCUAAAAGUGUGGCAGCCUGCUUCAACCAGAGUAUCUAUAAAAUAAUGUCGGAAUUAAAAGGCCUACCUUUCUUGGAAGCACAUCCUGAGCCAUGGAUGAGGAAUAUCACAGUUGGUGAGCUUGCUGGUGUAAGGACACCAGUGGUUACACUUCACGAAAUUGAGAAGGUGAGACGAAUUGUAGAGGUUCUAAAAUAUACCACACACAAUGGAUUUCCUUUUGUAGAUAUAGUGAUACCCGAAUUGCAUGGACUUAUCAUAAGAACUCACCUUCUUUUGGUGCUAAAAAAGAAGUGGUUCUUAAACGAAAGGAUAACAAAAGAUUGUGAAGUAUGGGGAGAAAUUCACAUGGAUUGGAAUCUAAAAUACUUCUCUUGUAGGCAUUUCCAGUGGUUGGAAUCUUGACCAGACAAGACCUAAAGGCCUGCAAUAUUUUGAAUGUUUUCCCCCAUCUGGCAAAGUGUUAACAGUAACAAAAAGGGGCACUGAACUUUUCAAUGGAGAAAAUAAUGCAUUUACCAAUGUAAAUAGGCAACAAUCACUAUGAUUUGAAUUUCAUGCGAGCAUCCUGGAGUAUGAUAUUCCUGUGAUUGUAUAAAACAUACAUUUGGGAUCUUAUGAUAUGUUCAUGAUGAUGAUAUUGUAAAAUAUUCAAAUGUAUUUAUAUAUGCAACAGUUAGUUUAUAUUGAUCUUUA